CUAGAACUCUUGGCAUUCAAUGAAAAAGACGAGGCGGAUCUUUCGAAGUACAGCCAUAUAAUAUAUGGAGGAGUUGCCAACGGGGAGCAGUGUGCAGACUGGCGCCACACCGAGCGAGCGCGAGCAGCUGUUUUGGCUGCUUUGAAGGCGGAGGCAGCA
Molecule: messenger RNA, 159 nt
Organism: Amoebophrya sp. A25
Lineage: Eukaryota; Dinophyceae; Syndiniales; Amoebophryaceae
Source: the annotation of a GenBank genome assembly